AUGACAAUCAUAAAUAAUAUUUCCGCUCUUAAUGGUUCAAAUUGUAAUCCAAAUUCAAAACCAAUCAUUGACAAUAACUCUACUCAAUCAAAUAUUCAAGAUGUAAAUAAUAAUAGUAAUAAAAAAUACGAUGCUUGUACCCAACCUCAAAAUCAAUUAUAUGGUCAAGUAAUUGUCCCAGAUCGUAAAGAUCUCCCAUAUGAUUGUACAAUAUGUUAA
Dictyostelium purpureum is the source of this 219-nucleotide messenger RNA. RefSeq lists its product as uncharacterized. The transcript is spliced from 2 exons. The record is from RefSeq and is a predicted model, not a curated record. Lineage: Eukaryota; Evosea; Eumycetozoa; Dictyosteliales; Dictyosteliaceae. Bases 1 to 219 code for a protein of 72 amino acids.